CGCUCGCGCUGAGAGGCUGCCGUUCCAGUCCCCCCGCCCCCCUUUUCAGCACACAUUUUAUUAUUGCCCCAAUGGCUAGAUUGAAGCCCUGGGCGGUUUGCUGCUUCGUCCUGGCUGGUUUAACGGGCGCAGUUGCUCUGGUCUGUCUGUGCAUCUUCCCAGUAGCGGACAGAAAGUGUCCCGCCGGCGCUUUUACGCACGCGGCCGUUUCUGCGGACUCGCUCCGCUGCUCCGAGGUUGGCAGGAGCAUGCUCCAGCAAGGGGGGUCGGCAGUAGAUGGCGCCAUUGCAGCUCUUCUGUGCACGUCUGUGGUCAACCCUCAGAGCAUGGGGAUUGGAGGAGGAUCUAUAUUAACCAUUAGAAAUACAAAAGGCAACGUCAAAGUCUACAACUUCAGAGAGACCGUCCCGAAGGCGUUCAAGAAGAACCUGUUAGAUGACUGUCCCAAAACAUUCGGGCUGACCGUAGGCAGCCAAUGGAUCGGCGUUCCCGGGGAGCUGCGCGGCUACGAAGCGGUUCACAAACAGUAUGGGAAGCUGCCUUGGGCCAAGCUGUUUGAGCCAACGAUCAAACUGGCCAGGGAGGGCAUCUCUCUGCCGGCGUUCCUGGGAAAACUUCUGCAGAUCGGCCUUGUGAAAGAUCACGUGGAGAAGUCCUCUCUCUGUGAAGUUUUGUGCAACAAAAACAAAACUGUUCUGAGCACAGGAGACAUUCUGAAGUUUCCUAAACUUGCAGAAACAAUGCAAACAAUUGCAGCCGAAGGGGCAGAAGCCUUCUACACGGGCAAGAUAGGACAUGAUCUAAUCCAAGACAUAGAAGCUGCAGGUGGGACUUUGAAAAAGGAGGAUCUGCAGUCCUUCCAGGUGCGUGUGGAGGACGCAUGGACAGUUCCUGUCGGAGACGCUAAGAUUUACGUCCCUCCACCACCUGCCGGGGGCCCCCUGCUUGCCUUCAUCCUAAGACUGAUGAAAGGGUUCCCCUUGUCCCCAAACUCCCUGGUUGGUGACGAGAAGAUCCUGACAUACCAUCGUUAUAUUGAAGCAGCUAAAUUUACUAACGGACAAAGGAGCAGCAUCAGUGAUCCUGUCUUUAAUGAAAAAAAGAGUGCAGAUCAUUUGAACAAUGCCUCCUUCAUUAAUCGCAUCAGGGGCAUGAUCCUUUCCAACAGCUCCUUUGAAAACUCUUACUACUUUAAUGCCAAGCCCUCCAGGGACCACGUGGGGACGACGCAUGUCUCCAUCCUGGAUGAAGAUGGACUGGCCGUCUCUGUGACCAGCACCAUAAACCAAUUGUUCGGAGGAGGCAUCUACUCUCCACGGACGGGCGUCAUCCUCAACAAUGAGCUGAGUGACUUCUGUGGGAGAGCCACGACCGUGCGGGCAGGUGAGCAGCCUCCUUCCUCAAUGAUUCCAGUGAUAGUGGAGUCAAAGUCUGGAGGACUCCUCGUGAUUGGUGGAUCGGGAGGAAGCAUGAUUACCUCGGCGGUGGCCAUGUCUAUGAUGAAUCGCCUGUGGCUGGGGAUGAAUCUGAAAGACGCCAUUGCUGCGCCUAUAGUGUUUGUGGAUUCCAGCAAUGGUGUGAACUUUGAGCCUGGUUUCGACAAGUCUGUGGAAGAUGGCCUCUUAGGUUUUGGACACAAGUCAGGAAACUGGAGAUUCUUCUUCAAUGUAGUCAAUGCGGUGGAAAUGGAGAACGGAUGCAUAGUGGCUGUAUCGGACCGCAGGAAGGGUGGGAUGUCAGCAGGAUACUAACCACAAAGACCACAAAACAAAAAUGCCCUAAAGACUGACUGAACCUUCAGCCUUAAGAACAUUGAAUGUGCCAGUAACGAAAUGUGAUAAACGUAGUGCUUCUUUUUUGAUGAGCUAAAAACCCACCAUACAUCUUUCUAGGGAUGUUGCCAUAUCUCACCAAUAAACUAUAUAACUAAAACGUAAGCCUCAAAUUGUAAGAGUACAGACUUCUUUUGAGUCACGAAAACAUUUUCAAUACAGCAUCACGUCACAUUGUCAUCACACACACACACACACACACACACACACACACGCGCGUCAUUCCAGCACGAGGAUGCUACUGGUGAGAUCUGCUUUCACUUGCUGCAGGAUUGCACACAUACCAACAC
Gasterosteus aculeatus aculeatus (three-spined stickleback) is the source of this 2122-nucleotide messenger RNA. It is a transcript of the gene ggt5b, whose product is annotated as gamma-glutamyltransferase 5b. The record is from RefSeq and is a predicted model, not a curated record. Gene Ontology annotation, molecular function: glutathione gamma-glutamate hydrolase; leukotriene-C(4) hydrolase activity. Gene Ontology annotation, cellular component: plasma membrane. NCBI's taxonomy places the organism in Eukaryota, Metazoa, Chordata, Actinopteri, Perciformes, Gasterosteidae. Gene Ontology annotation, biological process: leukotriene D4 biosynthetic process; inflammatory response; glutathione catabolic process.